CGCCGGUUGCCUAGAUCAGGAGCUCUGCAUCGCUCAAGCGCCUUGUUAGUUGUUUCUCUUACUGUUUACCUUCUUGUUCGAUCUCGCAUGGCGAGAAUCCUUGCGUCCGCAGCUGGAGCCGGCGCGGCGGCGUCUGCCCUGGGCUCGUCGUCGUGGUUCCUUGGGCUCUGCAUGGUCGUGGUCUCCGUCUGGGUCGUCUCGUUCGCCGUCUUCAUCUGCGGACGCAGCGACGACGACAGGCCCAAGCCCAACAAGAAGAUGCCCGCCCCGGCGCCCACGACGAAGGUCAGGCCGGCAUCAGCGACGGCGUCGGCGAGCCGCGGCACCGCGAGGUCGUCGUCAGGGUCAGGGAGGACGGCGACUGACUUCACGAGCGCGUACACAGCUUCGUACGUUGCCGCUGCCGCCGCGGCCAGCAGUGGUGGCGGCCACCACCAUCACCAUCAUCACCAUGGACAUCAUGGAGGCGGCGGAUGCGGUGGUGGCGGACACAGCGGCGGCCAUCAUGGAGGCGGAUGUGGCGGCGGCGGCGGCCAUGGUGGAGGCGGAUGUGGCGGUGGCGGUGGCGGCGGCGGCGGAUGUGGUGGUGGUGGCGGCUGUUAGAUUGGAUUUAUGCAUGCGGCUAGUUACUCCUAGUUGCCAUAAUAGUCGCGUUAUCUUGUUAUGCACCGUCAGUCAUAUUAGGAAUAUCGUUUGUUAUUAGAUUGUUGAGUCGUUGUGUGGAUGCUCUGCUAAUUUAGUGUCAGAAGCAUUUGUUUUUGUCCAUCACAAAUUCAUGUCAUGGCCGAAAACGUUUAGCAAAUCAUAAUGUAUUUUUUUCGUAUUAGGAAUAUCAUUUGGGUAAUGACUUGUUACCGA
Molecule: messenger RNA, 858 nt
Organism: Sorghum bicolor (sorghum)
Lineage: Eukaryota; Viridiplantae; Streptophyta; Magnoliopsida; Poales; Poaceae
Product: loricrin
Exons: 1
Coding region: 88-603 (171 amino acids)
Source: RefSeq, a predicted model, not a curated record